This is a messenger RNA of Nematolebias whitei (Rio pearlfish), 5834 nucleotides long. RefSeq names its product dedicator of cytokinesis 1 (gene dock1). NCBI's taxonomy places the organism in Eukaryota, Metazoa, Chordata, Actinopteri, Cyprinodontiformes, Rivulidae. Gene Ontology annotation, molecular function: small GTPase binding; guanyl-nucleotide exchange factor activity. Gene Ontology annotation, cellular component: plasma membrane; cytoplasm. Gene Ontology annotation, biological process: small GTPase-mediated signal transduction; cell migration. The record is from RefSeq and is a predicted model, not a curated record.
GAGCGUCCUGACAGUGGUGGAAAAUGGCUGCUCGGAGCAGCUCCCUAAAGCUCGGAGAAAACUGAAAAAAAGUCCACAUUUUAAAUAUAUUUUUUAAAAAGUCUCACUUGGCGCUUUUACACGCAGGGAACACGGACAACUCGAGGACGCUUGGACUCUGAAACAUGUCUCGCUGGGUGCCUUCUAAGAAGGAAAAGUAUGGAGUUGCAAUCUAUAACUACGAUGCCCGGGGAGAGGAGGAGCUGUCGCUCCAGAUCGGAGACACGGUGCACAUACUCGAGACAUAUGAAGGCUGGUUCAGAGGUUAUAGACUGAGGAGAAAAUCAAAAAAGGGCAUAUUUCCUGCUUGUUAUAUACACAUCAAAGAUGCCACAGUUGAGGGCAGCGGGCAGAAGGAGACGGUCAUUCCCACCGAGCUGCCCCUGGUUCAGGAGGUUACCACAACGCUGCGGGAGUGGGCCACAAUAUGGAGGGACUUGUAUGUGGAGGACAAGCGUGAGAUGUUCAACUCUGUCCGGGACAUGAUCUACGACCUCAUCGAAUGGCGGUCACAGAUUCUGUCUGGCACGCUCCCGCAGGACGAGCUCACUGAGCUCAAACAGAAGGUCACCUCUAAGAUCGACUAUGGCAACAAAUAUUUGGAUCUUGAUCUGGUAGUCAGAGACAAAGAUGGAAACAUACUGGACCCAGAUGUCACCAGCACCAUCAGCAUAUUCAGGGCACAUGAAACGGCCUCCAAGCAAAUAGAGGACCGGAUCCAAGAGGAGAAGUGAGAGCUACCUGGUGAAAUGGUCAAGCUCGGGUUUGGUGAAAGACAUCGACCAGCUUCAUAAUCUGCGGGCGGUUUUUACGGACUUGGGCAGUGAAGAUUUGAAGAGAGAGAAGAUCAGUUUUGUGUGUCAGAUCGUCAGAGUCGGGCGAAUGGAGCUGCGAGACAACAACAUCAAGAAGCCGACUUUGGGUCUGAGAAGACCGUUUGGAGUUGCAGUAAUGGAUGUCACGGACAUAAUAACGGGCAAAAUGGACGACGAGGACAAGCAACACUUCAUCCCAUUUCAGUCGGUGACGGGGGAGAACGACUUCCUCCAGACAGUCAUCGCUAAAGUUAUCACCGCCAAAGAAGUCAAUCACAAAGGCCAAGGCCUGUGGGUGACUCUGAAGCUGCUUCCCGGAGACAUCCAUCAGAUAAGGAAGGACUUUCCUCACUUAGUGGAUCGAUCAACAGCCGUGGCUCGAAAAAUGGGCUUCCCUGAGAUCAUUAUGCCAGGUGAUGUCCGAAACGACAUCUACGUGACUCUGAUUCAGGGGGAUUUCGACAAGGGGAACAAGACGACGCCCAAAAACGUUGAGGUGACCAUGUCCGUUUAUGAUGAAGACGGCAAGAAGCUUGAGAACGUGAUUUUUCCCGGUGCUGGAGAUGUGGGAAUCAGCGAGUACAAGUCUGUCAUCUACUACCAAGUGAAGCAGGCGCGGUGGUUUGAAACAAUAAAGGUUGCUAUUCCCAUCGAAGACGUGAACCGGAGCCAUUUGCGAUUCACCUUCCGCCACCGUUCAUCUCAGGACUCCAGAGAUAAAUCAGAGAAGGUAUUCGCCUCGUCUUUUGUCAAACUGAUGCGGUAUGAUGGGACCACUCUGAGGGACGGCGACCAUGAUCUCAUUGUCUACAAGGCAGAAGCAAAGAAGCUGGAAGACUCGUCUCUCUACCUAAACGUCCCUUCCACCAAGAUGGAGCUGGAAGAGAAGGGCUUCUCUGUCACUGGGAAAAACACCCAGAAUCUGGGGAACUGCACCAUCAGCAGGGACUCCUUUCAGAUCUCCACUCUGGUCUGCUCCACUAAACUUACACAAAACGUCGACCUGCUCGGCCUGCUGAAGUGGCGCUCGAACACCAGCCUCCUACAGCAGAAUCUCUGUCAGCUGAUGAAGGUGGAAGGCGGUGAGGUCGUCAAGUUUCUGCAAGACACUUUGGAUGCGCUCUUCAACAUCAUGAUGGAAAACUCUGACAGCGACACGUUUGAUACUUUGGUGUUUGACGCUUUGGUGUUCAUUAUUGGACUUAUAGCCGACAGAAAGUUCCAGCACUUUAACCCUGUUCUGGAAACCUACAUUCGAAAGCAUUUCAGCGCCACUCUGGCCUACACGAAGCUCACCAAAGUUUUAAAGAACUACGUGGACAAUGCAGAGAAGCUGACAGAACAGCUGCUGAAGGCCAUGAAGGCUCUGGAAUACAUCUUCAAGUUCAUUGUGCGCUCCAGAGUUCUCUUCAACCAGCUCUACGAGAACAAAGGAGAGGCCGACUUCAUGGAGUCCUUGAGGAACCUUUUCACAUCCUUUAACAACAUGAUGAACAGUAAUUCAGAGAACACAGGCAUGGUGAAGGGCGCUGCACUGAAGUACAUUCCUACCAUUGUCAACGAUGUCAAGUUGGUCUUUGAUCCAAAGGAACUAAGCAAGCUUUUCACAGAGUUCAUCCUGAAAGUCCCUCAGGGUCGCCUGGUGAAACAGAAGCUAGACUGUCUGAUUGACAUCAUCCACAGCGAUCUCUUUACUUAUCACGAUUGCCGUGAAAUCCUUCUGCCGCUGAUGACGGAGCAGCUGAAGUUCCACCUGGAGAAGGAGGAGGAACCGAAGGCUUGUUGCCAGCUGCUCUGUGACAUCCUGGAGGUGCUUUACAGGAAGGAUGUGGGCCCCACCCAGUGGCACGUGCAGAUCAUCAUGGAGCAGCUGCUGAGGACCAUUAACAGGACCGUCAUCUCCAUGGACCGUGACUCUCCUCACAUCGGCAGCUUCGUAGCCUGCAUGACUGCUACACUGAGACAGAUGGAUGACUAUCAUUACACUCAUCUGAUCAGCACCUUUGGCAUGAUAACGAGUGAUGUUGUGGAUUUCUUAAUGGAAACAUUUAUCAUGUUUAAAGAUCUCAUUGGGAAAAACGUCUACCCCUCAGACUGGAUCAUAAUGAACAUGAUGCAAAAUAAAGUUUUCCUUCGAGCCAUUAAUCAGUACGCUGCAGUGCUGAACAAGAAAUUUCUGGAUCAAACCAACUUUGAGCUGCAGCUGUGGAACAACUACUUUCACUUGGCCGUGGCCUUCCUCACCCAGGAGUCGCUGCAGCUGGAGAACUUCUCAAGCGACAAAAGGACCAAGAUCUUUCAAAAGUACCAAGACAUGAGAAGACAGAUUGGCUUCGAAAUCAGGGAUAUGUGGUACAAUCUAGGCCCCCACAAGAUCAAAUUCAUCCCCGAGAUGGUGGGUCCAAUUCUGGAGAUGACGCUGGUUCCUGAGAUCGAGUUGCGAAAGGCCACCAUCCCCAUCUUCUUUGACAUGAUGCAGUGCGAGUUUCACUUCACAUGCAGCUUUCAACGUUUUGAGAACGAGAUCAUCACCAAGCUGGAUCACGAGGUGGAGGGGGGUCGUGGAGAUGAGCAGUACAAAGUUCUCUUUCAGAAAAUAUUGCUGGAGAACUGCCGGAAGCACGUGUACUUGGCCAGGACGGGGGAGAACUUCGUCACGUUGGUGGUGCGACUGCUGGAGAGGCUGCUGGACUACAGGACCAUCAUGCACGAUGAAAACAAGGAAAAUCGCAUGAGCUGCACUGUCAACGUGCUCAACUUUUAUAAGGAGAUCGACAGAGAAGAGAUGUACAUCAGGUACCUGUACAAGCUGUGCGACCUCCACAGAGAGUGUGACAAUUACACCGAAGCUGCUUACACUCUGCUGCUACAUGCAAAACUGCUCAAGUGGUCAGAUGAGCCAUGUGCAGCCCACCUGACCCAAAGAGACGGGUACCACGCUGCAACUCAAGGACAGCUCAAGGACCAGCUCUACCAAGAGAUUAUUAAUUACUUCGAUAAGGGCAAGAUGUGGGAGGAGGCAAUCCUUUUGAGCAAAGAACUGGCUGAACAGUAUGAGAAUGAAAUGUUUGACUUUGAGCAGCUCAGUGCAUCCUUGCGGAAGCAGGCCCAGUUUUAUGAGAACAUAGUGAAGGUUAUCCGGCCUAAACCCGACUACUUCGCUGUGGGCUAUUAUGGAAUGGGGUUCCCUUCUUUCCUACGUAACAAAAUGUUCAUCUAUCGAGGGAAGGAAUACGAACGCUGGGAGGAUUUUGUAGCACGACUCCUCACGCAGUUUCCCAACGCCGAGAAGAUGAAGACGACGACACCGCCCAGCGAAGAUACAACAAACUCCUCAGGACAAUACAUCCAGUGUUUCACAGUAAAACCUCUCCUAAACCUGCCUGCCAAGUUUCAAAAUAAGCCCGUCUCUGAGCAGAUCGUCAGCUUCUACACAGUAAAUGAAGUCCAUAAAUUCCAGUAUUCCAGGCCGGUGAGAAAGGGAGAAAAGGACCCUGACAACGAGUUUGCGAACAUGUGGAUUGAGAGGAUCACGUAUGCGACAGCAUACAAACUUCCGGGCAUCCUGCGCUGGUUUGAAGUCAAGUCAGUUUCUACGGAGGAGAUCAGUCCCCUUGAAAACGCCAUGGAAACGAUGCAGCUAACCAACGAGAAGAUCAGCAGCAUGGUGCAGAGGCACCUGAACGACCCCAACCUUCCCAUCAACCCCCUCUCCAUGCUGCUGAAUGGGAUUGUGGACCCAGCUGUGAUGGGAGGUUUUGCCAACUAUGAGAAGGCCUUCUUUAAUGACAAAUACAUGCUGGAGCACCCGGAGGAUCUUGAGAAGAUAGACAAACUGAAAGAUCUAAUCGCCUGGCAGAUUCCACAUCUGGCUGAAGGUGUUCGCAUCCAUGGUGAGAAGGUCACCGAGGCGUUGAGGCCUUUCCACGACCGCUUGGAGGCCUGCUUCAGACAGCUGCGAGAGAAGGUGGAAAAGCAGUACGGGGUGAAAACUCUGCUGACCGCGGAUGAACGACGAGGAUCUCGUCCUCCCUCCAUGGUGCGCUCCUUCACCAUGCCCUCCUCCCAAAGGCCUCUGUCGGUCGCUUCAGUCACCUCUAUCUCCUCAGACAACUCCCCCUCCAGACCUGGCUCAGACGGUUUUAACUUGGACACUCUUCUACCAAAGAAGCUUCACACCAAGUCUCAGGACAAACUGGACCGGGACGAACCCGAAAAGGAACGCAAAGAGAAGAAGAAGGAGAAGAGGAACAGUAAACACCAAGAGAUCUUUGACAAAGAGAUGAAGACAGCCGAGAUCACUCUGCAGCCAGCGGAAGCUGUCAUACUCUCAGAGACGAUCAGCCCCCUGCGGCCUCAGAGACCAAAGAGUCAGGUUCUCAACCAGAUGGUGGGAGACCGUCGUCUCUCCGUGUCUCCUGCACAUUCUUCUGCUUCCAUCAACCACUCCUCCCCAUCACAAGGGCCCCCACCCAUUGCACCACGGAACAAAAGCUCCUUGAGCCUUCACACUGGUUCCAAUCUGGAGCUGAACGGGAUGGGCUGCCCUGACAAGGGUGAAGUCCCUCCUCCGCUGCCGGUGAAAGGCAGCACGGCGGAUUACGGCAACCUGCUCGAUAAUCAAGACCUGACGACUCCCACGACACCACCGCCGCCCCCACCACAUCCAAGACACAUUCCGCCUCCUCUUCCUAGCAAAACCCCGCCUCCACCUCCUCCCAAGACCACCAGGAAACAAGUCUCCAUCGAUUCAGGAAUUGUACAGUAAACAAAGACUCUGACAGUAGGACCAAACAGCACCCUGACAACAAAACAAAAACAACAACAGUAAACAUCCCCACUGAAGUUGUUUUCACCCACGCGCUCCCUGUCCCAGCCUGACAGGAUGAAUACUUCACCGCAGCCCACCCCCACUUAUCAUCUUUAACGCUUUCAGUUAUCUUUUUUUUUCCACUUUCUGUUUGACAACGAUGCCGUCUG